AUGUUAAGCCCACAAGGACAACAAGCCGUUUCCCCGGCUGAUCGAUUAAUCGUGCAAGAAUUCGGCUUUGCGGUUGUUGAUUGUUCGUGGGCGAGCGAUUUACUAAAAAAAUACGCUGCAUGCAAAGAUUCUGGUGAGGUUGUCAAGGUUCAGAAUGAAUGGCUAAAAGAUAUUGAAGAGGAGUAUGCCCAAGCACGCGUAAAAACAGGUGAUGACGAUUCCAACGAUCUAAUGGUAGAAAAUCCUAAUCAUUCUUUAUGGAAUCAAGAUUCUGAUUCUGAUUCUGAUGUGCUCGAAGUAAAAAAUUUUGGUCAGCUAACAUUAAAUGACAAAGAUAAUGACGAUUUCAAUGACACAGAUUCACAAAGCGAAGAAACUAGGGAAAUUAGAAAAAUGUCAAACAGCGAUAGAAAGAAAAAACUGGAAGAAUUAGCAGCCAAACGUAGAGCAGCAGCGGAAGCGGAAGCUACAGGAGGAUCGGCAGCAACUCAGGAUGAAUAUGAGGAUGAUGGAUUCAUUGUUGAUGAUGAAGAAGACAUAUCUGAUUCAGAGAGUCAGCAUUCAUCUGGUGAAAACUUUACUGUGUCCGAUGAAGCUUUGGAGUCUGAUUAUUCCGAUGGUGUAGGAUCAAGUAAAAGAAAAAAGAAAAAAGUCGCGUCAAGUGCCAAGAAGUCUAAAGGCAGUAAUAUUAAAAAGAAAACGACAAAAAGAAAGAAGAUUGAAAGCGAUGAUGAAGAUAGUUCCGAGGAAGAAGUGGUGAAGAAAAGGUCAAGUAAAAAGAAUAAAAAAAAAAAGGGAACUAGCGAUGAAGAAGAGUUGUCAGAUAUUCACAAAGAUGAACUUGAUGCGCUCGAUACUUCUAAAAUCAUCAAAGGAAGAAGAACGAGAGGAAAACAGAUAGAUUUUAAGGGACAGGACCCUUACGACGACGACGAAUAA
Molecule: messenger RNA, 939 nt
Organism: Acaulospora colombiana
Lineage: Eukaryota; Fungi; Glomeromycota; Glomeromycetes; Diversisporales; Acaulosporaceae
Source: the annotation of a GenBank genome assembly